UGGAUGUGAACCUCUGUUGAAGCACAAAGACGAACUCUGGAUGGUGGAGAAAGAAGUGGAAAGGAAGUUUGUUCAGAAGAAGCUUGAGAAGAUGAUGAACAGAUAGAUUGGCAACAAGACUUGGGAGACAAGUUGCAUCCAGCUUCAAUAAAGUAGAGACAAAAAAAGCAGUGACUAAGAAAAUUGGAAAAGUGCUUCCUUUGAUAUCAGACUAUCUUUUAAGGCAACAGCCUUUUCAACCUAGAGUUUGAAACACAAUUUAGAGUUAGUUGUGUAGGAAAGAAUCAUCGAUUUAAAUAGUGUGGAAAUCUUCCACAGCUUACUCCUUGUAGUGAUAACCCUUUUUGUAAAAGGGUAUAAAAUCAGUGUGGAAAUGCCUUCUUUAAAAAUUUGAACCCCACAUGAUAUCAGAGCAUUCAUACUGGAGAGAAAACCUAUGAAUUUGCUGAAUGUGGGAAAACUUUCAUUUGUAUGUUGCACCUCAUUCAAUGUUGAAGUCAGGCUGGAGAGAAGUCCUGUGCUUCUAAAGAAUAUUGAAAAUCCUUUACCUAGAUAACAUCUCAUUGAGCAGAAGAAAAUUCAUACUGGAGAGAAAUCAGUGAAGGUUAGAAAUUUCACUGAAUAUUUAGAAAAUUUAGAGUUAGAAAGCUCUGAAUGUACUGAUUAUGAUAAAGUUUUCUCUUGAACCUUAUCUCUUACUCUACAUUUGAAAGGCCAUACACAGAGAAGCCCAGCACAUGUAAGAAAUGUGGAAAUACCUUCAGCUAAAAGUAAAUUUUCAUUCAUCAAAAAAUUCAUACAGGAAAGAAACCUUGUGAAUGUGGGAAAGCUUCCAUUCAGAUGUCACACCUCAGUCAGCAGAGAAUUUGUAGUGGGGAAAACCCCUUUGCCUGUAAGGUAUGUGGGAAAAUCUUCAGCCACAAAUCAACUCUUACUGAGCAUGAGCAUUUUCAUAAUAGAGAGAAACCUUUUGAAUGUAAUGAAUGUGGAAAAGCAUUCAGCCAAAAGCAGUAUGUCAUUAAACAUCAGAACACCCAUACUGGAGAGAAGCUUUUUGAAUGUAAUGAAUGUGGAAAAUCCUUUAGCCAGAAGGAAAACCUUCUUACCCAUCAGAAAAUUCACACUGGAGAAAACCCUUUUGAGUGUAAGGACUGUGGGAAAGCUUUCAUUCAGAAGUCAAACCUCAUCAGGCACCAGAGAACUCACACAGGAGAGAAGCCCUUUAUAUGUAAGGAGUGUGGGAAAACCUUCAGUGGCAAAUCAAACCUUACUGAGCAUGACAAAAUUCAUAUUGGAGAGAAACCCUUCAAGUGUAAUGAAUGUGGAACAGCUUUUGGUCAGAAGUACCUCAUAAAACAUCAAAAUAUUCACACUGGAGAGAAACCUUAUGAAUGUAAUGAAUGUGGAAAAGCCUUCUCUCAGCGAACAUCACUUAUUGUACAUGUGAGAAUUCAUUCAGGUGAUAAGCCGUAUGAAUGCAAUGUAUGUGGAAAAGCUUUCUCUCAAAGUUCAUCUCUUACUGUACAUGUGAGAAGCCAUACAGGUGAGAAACCCUAUGGUUGUAAUGAGUGUGGGAAAGCUUUCUCGCAGUUCUCAACCCUUGCUCUACAUUUGAGAAUAGACACAGGUAAGAAGCCUUAUCAGUGUAGUGAAUGUAGGAAAGCUUUCAGCCAGAAGUCACACCACAUUAGACACCAGAAAAUUCAUACCCAUUAAAAUCCUGUGGAUAUCAUGAAAGAUGUUCAUCAGGAAUUUACACCUUAUAACACAUCAGAAAUAAUCAUUCUGAAGGAAGGCAUCACAAAUGAGGGAAGCAAAAACUAAAAACGGACACCAGAGAAUUCAUCUUGAAGAGAAAGACAUUUGUGUGAUUAAAAUCCUGUAUCCAACAAAAAACAUACUGCAAAGGUAAUACUGAAAACUUUAGAUGCAUUUCCACUAAAAUUGGGAGUGGAAAACAUUUUUAUGAUUGCCAUCUGCAUGAAUUUGGAGAUCUUCACCAGUGUAAUAAAAACAAAGCUAUAAGUAUUAGAAAGAAAGAGAAUUCUAUGGUAUUGAUUUAGCAGAACAGAAGAGAUUCUGCAAAAACCUAUGCAUUUAUUAGAAUUUAUAACAUAGAAAAGGCAUCAGGAGCUGAGAAGCUAAUGAGACUAUUUUAAAAAGUGCUGUGGAGGUAAUUUGUUCUCCAA
Capra hircus (goat) is the source of this 2189-nucleotide messenger RNA. Its product is annotated as zinc finger protein OZF. Lineage: Eukaryota; Metazoa; Chordata; Mammalia; Artiodactyla; Bovidae. The transcript has a single exon. Bases 841 to 1716 code for a protein of 291 amino acids. Gene Ontology annotation, biological process: regulation of transcription by RNA polymerase II. Gene Ontology annotation, molecular function: DNA-binding transcription factor activity, RNA polymerase II-specific; RNA polymerase II cis-regulatory region sequence-specific DNA binding. The record is from RefSeq and is a predicted model, not a curated record.